UCUCCCGAGGAACUAAACAUAAUGUUUAUUUGCGCGGUUUCUCUAAUUGUUACUACAGUCCUAUUGUUAUUUAGUGUGGAAGUUUGCACCGCAGAUUUCAUUCAUAACAUUUCAAAAGAAAAAGUUGAUGGAAAAGUGAUAAGAUUCUGUGAGUAUAAAUUGACCAAGAUGCUUCCAAAGUCGAAAAUACUUGAUGCAGAAGCUUGCCUGCAGUGCUCUUGUACUAAACAGGGUCUUUUAUGCAAAAACAUAACGCAUGUUCCUGGUUGCGAGGUUGUACACGGUGGAAAAGUUCCGCAAAACCCUUAUGAUAUUAAAUGGAUAAAAAUGAUAACAAGUAUCAGUCCGAAGAAACACAUAUCUUUGUUAAAAAUUCUUCAAGUCAAAACAGAGGUUGGUUUAAGAAAAUUGUACUUCAUACAGAUGCUCGUUGUGGAUGUAAGAAUAUUUCAAUAGUACUAUAUAC
Messenger RNA from Ruditapes philippinarum (Manila clam), 466 nucleotides. RefSeq lists its product as uncharacterized. The record is from RefSeq and is a predicted model, not a curated record. Bases 22 to 456 code for a protein of 144 amino acids. The transcript is spliced from 4 exons. NCBI's taxonomy places the organism in Eukaryota, Metazoa, Mollusca, Bivalvia, Venerida, Veneridae.